Lagopus muta (rock ptarmigan) is the source of this 1335-nucleotide messenger RNA. RefSeq names its product phosphoribosyl pyrophosphate amidotransferase (gene PPAT). The transcript is spliced from 9 exons. Lineage: Eukaryota; Metazoa; Chordata; Aves; Galliformes; Phasianidae. Gene Ontology annotation, molecular function: amidophosphoribosyltransferase activity. The coding region runs from base 1 to 1335 and encodes 444 amino acids. The record is from RefSeq and is a predicted model, not a curated record. Gene Ontology annotation, biological process: purine nucleobase biosynthetic process; purine nucleotide biosynthetic process.
AUGGGGCUUAUAAAUCACGUGUUCAAUGCAGACAGCCUGAAGAAGCUAUAUGUUUCAAACCUUGGUAUCGGGCACACCAGGUACUCUACCUCGGGGAUCUCUGAGCUGCAGAACUGCCAGCCUUUUGUUGUAGAAACUCUUCAUGGAAAGAUUGCUGUGGCACACAAUGGGGAACUAACGAAUGCUGUACGACUGAGGAGGAAGCUUAUGCGGCAUGGUGUAGGAUUGUCAACCAGUUCUGACAGUGAAUUGAUCACCCAGCUGCUGGCUUUCACACCUCCUCUAGAAAAUGACGACACUGCUGACUGGGUAGCAAGAAUUAAAAAUUUAAUGAAUGAAACUCCAACUUCAUAUUCAUUGCUAAUUAUGCAUAAAGACAUAAUCUAUGCAGUACGUGAUCCAUAUGGGAAUCGCCCUCUCUGCAUUGGUCGCCUUAUUCCAGUAGGGGACAUGAAUGGAAAAGGAAAAGAUAACAGUGAAACAGAAGGAUGGGUAGUCUCCUCUGAAUCCUGUAGCUUUUUAUCUAUUGGUGCUGAGUACUAUCGUGAGGUACUUCCUGGAGAGAUUGUGAAAAUAUCCAGGUAUGAUGUCCAAACAUUGGAUGUUGUACCAAGACCGGAAGGAGAUCCUUCAGCAUUCUGCAUCUUUGAAUAUGUUUAUUUUGCAAGACCAGACAGUAUCUUUGAAGGUCAAAUGGUGUAUUCAGUCAGGAGGAGAUGUGGCCAGCAACUUGCUAUUGAAGCACCUGUGGAGGCAGACCUGGUCAGCACUGUUCCAGAGUCUGCAACCCCAGCAGCUCUGGGUUAUGCUCAAAAGUGUGGACUGCCAUAUGUUGAAGUACUCUGUAAAAAUCGCUAUGUAGGAAGAACUUUUAUCCAGCCAAAUAUGAGGUUACGGCAACUUGGUGUUGCAAAGAAGUUUGGUGUUCUAUCUGACAAUUUUAAAGGCAAGCGAGUUGUUAUCAUUGAUGAUUCAAUUGUGAGGGGCAAUACUAUUUCUCCUAUAAUAAAACUACUAAGGGAAUCAGGAGCUAAAGAGGUGCACAUUCGUGUGGCUUCACCUCCCAUAAGAUUUCCGUGUUACAUGGGAAUAAACAUUCCAACAAAAGAAGAACUGAUUGCCAACAGACCUGAAUUUCAUGAUCUGGCAAACUAUAUAGGGGCCGACAGUGUUGUUUAUCUUUCUGUGGAAGGGCUCGUAUCAUCUGUGCAAGAAAGCAUCAAAGCAAGAAAAGAGAAUGAGAACAGUCUUAAAACCCAGAAAUCGCGUGUUGGAAAGAUUGGUCAUUGCACAGCAUGCCUCACUGGAGAGUAUCCUGUAGAGCUAGAAUGGUGA